UUAGGUUAAAACUUAUUUUGGGACGGAGCAAGUACCAGUUAAACACAUAUAUGAAAAAGAUGCCGACAAGCACAAGUACCACAUACUACAAUAUUAUUGCACGAGAUGGGUAAUGACAAUAGUUGGAAAAAAAAAAAAAAAUUUAGCACAAUGGUGUAUGCUGGCAGCUUCAAUGGUGCUGAAGACGAGCGGUGAGAAAAUUCCUAAUUUUUUGUAAGCCAAGUCAGAAUCCUAAACAAAUUAGGUAGAAUUUUAAUUUAGAGUCAAGUUGCCUUAUAAUACUCCUUUUAUAUCUCCUUUUUGCAAAUUAUUUUCUAGGAAUAGUAGCCUAUAAACAGAUACAACUCCUUUCUUUCAAACUCUCUUAUUCUUCUAAGUUUCUCUUGGGACGUUUACAAAAAUUGGGGAGUUAAAAGUUUAGUUUUUCUUUUUUUUCCUAAAUAUAAAUUUGUUUGGAGUUGAACUUACAUUUCCCUCCCCGUGUGCUAUGAAUUUCUGUUAACUCGCUGAUAUCUUUUUUUUUUUUUUUUUUUUUUUUAACUCCUAUGGUUAGGGUUUGAUUUUGUUAUGCACUACCGCCAAUGCUGCCAUUAAUAUGGACCCUGAACGGUGCAAAGACAGCACAAAGCUUUUUAAGUCUACUUUUUUUAAUGCAAUAUUGGAAUCGCACGUAACAACCCAGCAUGCUGUGCCAUGUGGUGUGCAUGCUGCCACUGCACAGUACGAAGACAGUCGAAAGAGCUUAGAAUUACGUUAUGGUGUUAAAAUUCCCCUCAAUGCUGUGCAAGCCGCUUGUGAAAUCCUUGAGAGCAUCUCGCCAAAAGUUGGAAUGGCUUAACUGUUGGAAGAAGCUGCCACUAAGUCGAGAAAAGACUUUGAUUGCGAUUCAGGAGAGAAAGACCUUGAUCGUUACGGGUUUCUGUUUAAUCGUGUCUUUGUUGAGUCAAGGGAGAUCAUGAAGGAGAAGGAUUGUGCACUGUCUGCCCUGCUUCCUUGCGUGAAAGAAGAACUAGAGGAGGUGACAGGUGCCCUUGAAGCUUUUACAAAGCGCUGGCCUGCCCCUCUACAUGGUCAACAUCACAUCACAGUGGUUAGAGAUAAAUAUUUGAAAAAUCUGCUCAGCUUAUUUUGGGAUAUUCUUAAUGGCGCGAAAGAACAGGGGAACUUGGAUGGUGUCACAAACGCCAUUCGAGAUCUCCAUGUUGCCUUUUCUGCACUUUCGGAAACUAUAGAUAUAAGGUGUACACAGCAUCUCACCGUCGCUCCUCGCAUAGUUGCAAAGGUUUGUUUUUCCUACUUCGUUCUAGUCAAUCUUGCUACUGUCCAAGAUCCUUUCGUAGAAGGAGAUACCAUGGAUACUUUCUUUUUUAUGCUUGAAGUUUCCAACAAAGAAUAAGUAUUUCAAUUUUCUGGUUGCUAGCUCAAUCACGGGUGUUCCAAGAAAUUUCUUUCCUGCUCUGUUCCAGUUGCCGGUUGAACUCCUAGUGCAAAGAUUGUCCCGGAAACUUGUAGGUCUAGAUAAUCAACUUAGGGCCAUCAUAAAUGCAAUGUCAAUCCAUAAGCUUGGAUCACGCCCUCUGUAUUCUUUCCUCUUGUUAGGUCAUCCAGGUCAUGGGAAGACAGCACUUGCUGUGGCGCUUGCAAAAGAAAUGUUUGAUAAUAGGAUUGUUGAAUAUAAUGUGGCUGGUUUUACAGAAGAUGAUUUUACAGUAGAAGUUUUCUCAUGUCCGUUCUUGGUUGUUAACGAGUCAGAUGGGGCUAGCGACUCGACGGUCCGGCUUAUUUCGAGCUGUGUGUUAGUGUUUGAUAACGUUGACAAAGCCAACACCGCACUGUUCGACAUUAUCCUACGGAUUCUAGAGAUUGGGUCAUAUGUCGAUGCCUCUGGAAGGCAGAUUGUUUUCUCUAACACACUGAUUCUCUUCACAUCACGUGUGGAGUUUCCCAGGUGCCGCUGUGCAAGAGUUGUUUGGGAAACUUCUUUCAAGCCUCCUUUCAAGGGUUAAAAAGUGUAGGGGGAGUACAAUAGCCACGGUGCGAUUGCAGUUUUCAUGAAUGUCUAAGUGAUGCAGAGAAGCAGUUCAAGCCUCGGUUUUUUGAUUCUGUGGAUGACGUAAUUUUGAUCCCUUGGCUAUCUCUUUCUCAGUUUAUGUCAGUUUUCAGAAUACAAGUCCGCGAUGCCGCCUCCUUAUUCGAAGAAAAAGUGGUUGUCUACCCGUCUGCCGCCGUGUUUCGUUAUAUUUGGAGGAAUAAGUAUGACAAGAUGCAAGAGGAAGGUGGUCAUGUAGUUAAGCAUUUUGUGGAGGAGUUAGUCUCCAAGUUGAGCAAUGUGGAUAGCCAGUCCAUAGUAUACAUUGAUGAGUUGGUGGGUACCAAUGAAUUGUCUGUCAGAACUCAGAACUUAAGUGAUGUGACAGUUGCCCAUGACUUUAAGACGUUCAAAGUAUCCUUGGGAAAGUUGAGGAUCCUCUACCAGUUCGAAAAAGAACAUGCUAAGCAGAUAUACAAACUAAGCAUUGUUUAGUUUGAUCUUGUCAAUUUGUUGGAUUCAAAGCAUGAUGCCCGACUUCCUUGUAUUCUGAAUAGUUUACUGGAAUUGCAUGCUAUGGUAGAUAAUUUAUUGGCCAGACCCAAAGAUUGGAGAGAGCUGGUGUCACUUGAGUACUUCGCAUAUUCACAUGGCGUGGGGGAUGUUGUGCAUGAGAGGGUCAACAGGGCUAGGUACACGUCUGAGGCUAUGUUUUCCAAAAUGCGAAGUAAAUUGGUUGAGCAAGUUACACCUGUCCAGACAGUCGCAAAGGCUCUAUUUAAGUGCAUUGAUGCCGAUCAUGAUCAUCUCAAGGACAAGCAUUGUCAACAAGUUGCAUCUUUCCUUUUCACAGGACUAACAAGUAUGGGUCAAAGACAGCUUGUGGAUGACCUUUCAAAGUACUUGGUUGCAGAUGAUGGGACAACGAUGUUGGUAGAAGUGGAUUUGGCUACCUGCACUAGCCCAAACUCUUUUCUCAGAUGCACAUGUAGGAAUGAACGUGGUCUCUUGCUGAAGAACACUAUUUUGAUGAGACCCUAUAGCGUCAUAGUGGUUUUUAACCUACAAUUGGCACAUCAAUCUGCUUUUACCACGAUUAUUUCCAUUCUAGAUGAUGGUUUGGUGUCCGACAAUGAUGGGACUGUUGUAGAUUUCCGGAAAACUAUUAUCAUUUUUGUCCUGGAUCAAGGAAAUAAAGGUUUAAUUUCCAAGCUUGUCGGUGGAGGUCCAUAUGGAUCCAUUAAUCAGGAUCGAAACAUGGACAAGGAUCCUAUAGGCUUUAGAUUUGAGGUACUUAACCGGGUGGAUGAAAUUAUGCUUUUUAAUGCAGAUUUACUCCACGGUGCUCGAUUGUCUAUGAAAGAGGGCAGGCAUCUCGUAAUGACUUCACCCGGGAUAAAUGAUGCAUUGGUUAAUCUGUUUUACAAUGGCAAGAGAGAAGUGGAUGGAAACAACAGGAACUUAUUUGAUGAAUUAAUGAGAAUCACUGAAGAUGCAUGUAUGUCCCAACUCAGGAGAGGACUCGUCAAAUUUUGACGGAACUGAAUGCACCUGAAUUUGUAAAUGGAUCAUAGUUUGAUAGACAAAGUAUAUUAUUUAAGUUUAGCUUUUAGCUGAAUAUAUCUUGUGCUUAUUUGCUUUAGGAUUUGACUGCUAACAUCAAUCACGCAAACCAGAGAUAGCAAUUUUUUGGCUCAUGCCUUUGCUUUUCAGGAAUUAACAAUGAAUAAGUAUAAAGCCUGUUUGGAUUGACUUAUUUUAAGUGCUUUUAAGCACUUUUAUAGUGUUUGGGUAAAAUACAAAAGUGCUUUUAAGAACUUGUUUUUAAGCCAAAAUAAGUAAGUCAAAAACCACAAGUCCAUACAAACAGGCAAAGUGCUGGAUUUAGGUUAGAGCUUUUCUUUCUCAACGAUCUGCAUAUG
Lycium barbarum (goji berry) is the source of this 3951-nucleotide messenger RNA. Its product is annotated as chaperone protein ClpB1-like. Gene Ontology annotation, cellular component: cytoplasm. Gene Ontology annotation, biological process: cellular response to heat. The transcript has 9 exons. The record is from RefSeq and is a predicted model, not a curated record. NCBI's taxonomy places the organism in Eukaryota, Viridiplantae, Streptophyta, Magnoliopsida, Solanales, Solanaceae. Gene Ontology annotation, molecular function: ATP hydrolysis activity; ATP binding. Bases 2606 to 3565 code for a protein of 319 amino acids.